Messenger RNA from Pestalotiopsis fici W106-1, 1356 nucleotides. RefSeq lists its product as uncharacterized. Gene Ontology annotation, molecular function: protein binding; GTPase activity; GTP binding. Gene Ontology annotation, biological process: tRNA methylation; tRNA wobble uridine modification. The record is from RefSeq and is a predicted model, not a curated record. The coding region runs from base 1 to 1356 and encodes 451 amino acids. Gene Ontology annotation, cellular component: cytoplasm; mitochondrion. Lineage: Eukaryota; Fungi; Ascomycota; Sordariomycetes; Amphisphaeriales; Sporocadaceae. The transcript has 3 exons.
AUGACGACCGUCGUGUUGGAUUCGGAUGCCGUUGUCCUCUACCUCCCAGCGCCAAAAACUGUCACUGGCGAAGACGUGCUCGAACUGCACGUGCAUGGAGGAAAUGCCACGGUGAAGGCUGUGCUCUCCGCCAUUCCGGCAUCUUGCCCCGGCACUAUUCGUUAUGCUGAGCCUGGCGAGUUCACAAAGCGAGCCUUCAUUAAUGAUCGCCUCGACCUUGCUCAGGUGGAGUCUCUGAGUGACACGCUUUCUGCCGAAACCGAACAGCAGCGCCGCGCAGCUGUCCGAGGUUCCUCGGGCUCCUUGGGGAAAACCUACGAGACAUGGCGCCAAGAACUGCUUGAGGCCAGAGCCGAGGUCGAGGCCAUCAUUGACUUUUCGGAAGAUCAGCACUUUGACGAGACGCCCAUAGAUUUGCUCGAAAAUGUUACACGACAGGUCCGAGACAUACUCGCCAGCAUUGAUGUGCAUGAAAAUGCCAGUCAGCGCACAGAGCUUCUCAGAAAUGGCAUCCGCAUUGCUUUGCUUGGUCCUCCAAACGUGGGCAAAAGCUCUCUCAUGAAUCAAAUCGUUGGAAGAGAGGCGUCCAUCGUGUCCGGCGAAGCAGGGACCACUCGCGAUAUUGUUGAAGCUCACCUGGAUAUCCGCGGCUAUCUGUGUACAUUUGCCGAUACUGCUGGGUUUAGAAGUGCCAGCAACGACGACGCCCCCAUUGGCUUGGUCGAGCAAGAGGGGAUUCGGCGGGCCAGGGCCAAGGCAUUGGAGUCGGAUAUAGUGGUGGUGUUGGUCUCUGUUGAGCAAGACUCGUCUAGCAAGUUUCAUCUCAACUAUGACGCGCAAACGCUUGACCUGCUUUCAACUGUUGGAAAGGGCUUUCUUGUAGUCAACAAGCGCGAUGUCCUGCCAGAGGAGCAGCUCAAACAACUCCUCGAAAAGUUCCGGUCCUCUGUCUUGGGCGAGCUGAACCAGGAUUCAGCUCUAAACCCCGUCUUGGUUUCCUGCAGAGAUGCUCAGAACAAGCUCGGCGAUGCAAAGGAUCCCGGUGGUGUCCAUGCGGUAGCUGACCGGCUGAGUUGCCUUUUCAAAGACAUGACGACGCUGCCCACUAAUCAGCAAGAUCUCCACGGCGUUACUGAGCGUCAAAGACAACUAUUGGCACAAUGCCGUGAACAUUUGGAGAAUUAUAUUGCCAAUACCACAUCAGAAGACGCUUUUGAUGAGCUCAACUUUGUGAUUGCUGCCGAGGAGCUCCGCUAUGCCGCGGGCACCUUGGCUCGCAUUACUGGUCGUAGUGAAGCUGGCGAUAUUGAAGAGGUAUUGGGCGUCAUCUUUGAAAAAUUUUGUGUAGGAAAAUGA